Molecule: messenger RNA, 3498 nt
Organism: Ixodes scapularis (black-legged tick)
Lineage: Eukaryota; Metazoa; Arthropoda; Arachnida; Ixodida; Ixodidae
Product: MICOS complex subunit MIC60
Exons: 15
Coding region: 67-2154 (695 amino acids)
Biological process (GO): cristae formation
Cellular component (GO): MICOS complex
Source: RefSeq, a predicted model, not a curated record
UCAUACGCGACUGCUGUGUGCGGACUCAGCCUCUACCCUUCCUGGCGACCCGGGACCGGUACCAAAAUGUGGCGAUCAACGCGGAAAGUGUACUCGCGCUAUUCCCUGUUGUUGUCGGGGAACAAGCAGAAAAGCCCCUCCACGGUUCAGAGCCGUCGCCAGUCAACGAGUUCGUCUGGAGGCUCGGGCAAGGCAGUUGCUGUGACAGCAGGCGUAGCGGUUGUUGGUGUGGGCGCAACGCUCGCCUAUGCCAAGUUUGACCCAGACUUCCGGCAAAAGGCCCAGAGCAGUGUGCCGUAUGGAGAGGCCUUCUUCAAUAGCAUCCUUGGACCUGCCGAACCAUCUGCGACAUCUUCAAAACAGCAGGGGCGCACAGCACAACUACCACCCGUGGACAAAAUCAAGGAGAAGGCUCUUGAAUCGAGUCUGCUUCGCAAGAAGCCACCAAUAGAAUCUUCGCAGCAGGACACCAAGUCUGUUCUUCCACCACCUCCUCCGAUAACCGCUCCACCAUCUUCUCCUAAAGAGAAGACGCCCAGUCCUCGAGACCUGGAACUCGAGGCCCAGAAGCAACUGCGCGAUAUUCGAGAGAAGACUGAACGACAAAAUUUUGCCUUGGAGCAGUCCCUUCGAGAAGCUCAGGCAGAGGCCGAGAAGUACACGCAGGAUGCCGUCGUGUCCCAGCUUGCGGCGAAGGAGGCGAUGCAGCUGUACGUGCAGAAGCUGUACAGGGCCCUCGACGAUGCUCGGGAUAGCGAAGACCAGUUCAUGUGGGACGAGGCGCUGAAAGCCAAGGAGAGCAAACUGGCUGCUGUGGAAAAGGCUAACAUCAAGGCAGCACAAGCCUGGAAGGCCGUGGAGAACCUGCAGUCAGUCAUCAGGAAGGGACAAGAGAACAAGGAGACGCAAGCAAACCUGUCAUUGGGUCCCGCCGAGCACGUUGCCAAUAUUGCCAGGGACCAACUUCGAAAUGCCGAAUCUGAGUCACAGUCUGCCAAGGAGGCGACAAAAAUUGCCACCGACUACAAGGACAUGAUAGAGAAAGCCCGAAAACACUUCCAGGAGGAGAUCGAAGCUCUGCUUCCAGAUGCAAAGUUUGGCGAGCAAGGUCAGAAACUUUCCGAAGAUGAGUUGAACCUCCUGGUGGCCCAUGCGCAUCGCCGGGUGGAGCUGCUGACCAAGGCACUAGCGAAAAUGCAGGUGACCGAGCAAGAGCGGGCACAGAUGUUCCAGAGGCAGCAAGAGAGGGCCAACAGGGACUUGGAGAGGCAGAGGGCGGAGAUUGACGCCACCCUAGAAGUGAAGUUGGAGAACCAGAAGGAAGCCUUCGAGCAAGAACUGCAGCAGCAAUUGCGUAGACAGGUGGCAGCCCACACGGAGCACCUCAAGGAGGCCUUGGAAGACCAGCGGCACGACCUAGACCGUGCCUUUGGGCAGGCAAUAGAACGCAAGAUCAUUGAGGAACGGAGCCGUCACAAUGCGGCACUGGCUGCUUCGGUCGCUAAGCUCCAGGGCAUGGAGGGCUACCUCAAGGCCCGUGACGAGCUGGACCGAGUGUCGCAGCAGGCCAAGGGCCUGUGGCUGGCGUGCCAGGGGCUGAAGCAGACGCUGGUGUACGGCCACACGAGCCGGGAGGGCCCCCAGCCACUGGCUCAGGACGUGCAGCCCGUGCGGGAGGCGGCCCCCAUGAGCCCGUACGUCCCGCUCGUGUUGGCCAGCAUCCCCGAGGAGGCCCUCAGCCGCGGGGUCUACCCGGAGGUGGCCCUCAAGGAGCGCUUUGCCCACGUCGAGCAGGUCUGCCGCCGCGUGGCGCUGGUCGACGAGCGAGGCGGCAGCCUCUUCCGCUAUCUGGCGUCGUACCUCCAGUCCUUGUUCAUCGUUUACCCCAAGGAGCUGCCAGAAGAGGAGCUCCUGAACGAGCAGCGCGUCAAUCCUGAAAUGUGGGACACGUUCGAUGUGCUUUCGCGCGUGCGCUACUGGCUGCUCCACGAAGAUCUCGAGCAGGCUCUCCGGUACGCCACGCAACUGCGCGGCGAGCCUCGCCAAGUAGCACGCGACUGGAUCCGCGAAGUGCGGCUGCAUCUGGAAGCGAAACAGGCGGCAACAGCACUCAUGGCUUUUGCUGCUGCCACCAUCGCUGAAGAUGUGCAGUAACGCUUGUGAUGCACAUGUGCGCCUCUCUGCUGCGAGGUUUGAGCUGCGGGGUGUGCUGGGAGGUUUGCCUACCUGCCGCCCUCCGGUCUUUAGUGGUGGUCGCUGUUCGGAAAAGGCUUGCCUCAGUUUGGCUGGCAGGCUGCUGUCAGCAGAGCAGUGAUUCCUUGAGGGCCGUGCUGGUUUGGAGUGUGCUGAACUUCGGUUUCUGUAUAUGUGCAUAGGGCUGUGGUGGCACCUGUGAAAAGGAUGUGGCCGGCGUUGUAUGACUGCUAGUUAAUUGCCUCGAGUUAAGGAAGUAAAAUGUUUAGUUACUGGGAUUCCUCGUUGCCCAACUUGUGGUAUAGUUUGUUGGUUUAUUGUGAAAUGUGUGAUCUAACGAGGUAGAAGGUUACACUUUAUCUCUGGGAGGACGCUUUUAACUGCCAUAAAUGAGCUUGCGUCUCGGGGACGUUACAUUGCCAGACAGACGUGACAGCCAAACUGCAGCAAGCAUCUUUCAUGUCAGGACCAAACUUUCUGGAAGUUAGGCGCAUUGCUCAGAAAGCAUCCUCAUAUGCCACAUCGGCUGCUGAGUAGGUUGAACCAUUUUCUCUUUAGAAGGGAGCACACAAUUUACUAAUUGGUCUCUAGACCCACCAUCAGUUUGGCAGGCCAAAUUAUUGGAACAUGGAAUAUUUUGGAACUUUCUCUGGCUUCUAAGCAAAAAGCUAGUGCACUUUUUUUUUUAUUUUUUUUAGUGGGUUGCUGUGGUUCUAUUGCCUUUAUUUUUGUUAAACGUGAUAUCUUACUGCAUUACAAUAUUUAAUUUGAAUUUUGAAUUCUUCCUUCUGUUGACUACGUUCCUGGCGACUCCGAGCGGUUCAACUCGCCACGUGAGUGAUUUGUAGCAGUACCAUCUAGAAGACAAGGCGUGCACAUUUCCUCCUACGUCAACACUAGUGACAACUCUCGUUAUCGCGAGCGCGUCCCCGAUGCGUCGGUGGCGUUUUUCAACGAGCUUGGUGCUGGCGCGCAGUGAAGCUUCGUUGCAUCGAGCUUCAACGCGUCGGCUUCCUGGGGCGGAUCGGGAAUCCACCAGCGUUUUGGAUCCACUAACGAAGUAGUGGGCAUUGCAAACCUCGUCUUCUAGAUGGUAUGUAGAGCCUCGAAGGUCUUGUUUAUAUAGACAAUUCGUCUGUCUCAUUAUUAAAAUGAAAACAGCUUUGCAACUAUUCAAUUCUAGACUUGCUCGUGAAAUUCAGCCUUCAAGAAAUGAUAAAAGUAGUGCACUACUUGAUCAGGAUUCACCACCUGUAUUUUCAUGUGCAACCCACGAGCCCUCCGAAAUAUAGUUUGUUCAAAUUA